Carassius carassius (crucian carp) is the source of this 1825-nucleotide messenger RNA. RefSeq lists its product as uncharacterized. Bases 234 to 1004 code for a protein of 256 amino acids. The record is from RefSeq and is a predicted model, not a curated record. The transcript is spliced from 5 exons. NCBI's taxonomy places the organism in Eukaryota, Metazoa, Chordata, Actinopteri, Cypriniformes, Cyprinidae.
GCGCAGGGAUCUCAACUCUUUGGGUCCGCUGUGAAUGAACUCUUCCAGACACUUUUGAUCAUCCACGCUGUUAAAAACACACUGGCAUCUAACUUCAUCUCCGUCCGUCGAUCCAGAGGCGUUUGUUAAAGACACAUGGACUGUUGUGUCGGUUUUUACGUCUGAAGAAAGAAAUAACGAUAGGACUAUUUUAGCUUUAUUUUAGGCCGAAAUUAGUUGACAUCUUUUGUCAUAUGAAGGAUAUGGGCAGAUGUGGAAAUGUUGCGUUUUGUGCGAUGGUGCUCUACUACUGUUCUCUCAUUACAGGUGAUUAUCUCUGCGUGUCAUCUGCGGCUGACGUGUCUUCAUCAUCUCACAGCUCUGUGAAGAGAAGAAACGGCGUGACUGAAGUCAGCAUGACCUCGAGCCCCGGCAGCGAUCAGACGCAGUCCUCCAGUAACAUCACCAAAAGCACUGAGCCCACGCCGCACACAGACACAACUACAGUAAUGUUGGUGAACUCAUCUGCCCCGACCGAGAACGUCACAGACAGUCGAAACGUCUCUGAUGUGUCACCUGUGAUAAAUGAGACAGCAGUUACCACGGUAAAACCUACCACACUCCCACCAUCAACGACCCACGAGCCCACAAGCAGCAUCCACUUCAGCACGCUCCACCCGACAUCCACCACCACAGGAACCAGCGGAGCUCCAGAGUCAUCGAGCGCUCGCAGCAGACGGAGAUCCACCACAGAGAUGACAGCGAGCAGCAGUCCUGUCCAGACCAAAGCCCACGCAGACACCCCCUCGGCUCUCAACGUCCCAGACCACGACAAUAGCAAAGUGUCCGCUGACCCGCUGCUGGCUGGACUGGUGUCGGCGUUCGUCAUCGUCGCUGCCAUCGUGUCGGUCCUCAUAUUCCUCAAAUUCAGAAACACAAGUGAUGGCCCAGAGUUUCGCAGACUUCAGGAUCUCCCCAUGGACGAUAUGCUGGAGGACGCGCCUCUCUCCAUGUACAGCUACUGAAAACCCAGAUGUUCCUCAGACAUCUUCAGAGAGCCCAACAUCCUUUGAUCAACACAACACAGACACAAUUAAAUUAGCUUCACAAAGGCACAAACACUCCUGUUGUUUCUGUUACAGGACUAAAUGUAGCAUCUUAUUCUACUUUAGUUGUUAAAUUCACUGUGUCCGUCAGUUCCUGUUCGCUGGGUUGUUUUCUUGCACUUUAGGUUUGGGAAGGAUUGUGUGCUGCGGGGAUAUUAGGGAGCUGUUUUUGGCUGUAUGUGUUCAUUUGUUUCAUGCAUUGCAUCACUUGCUCACCAAUGGAUGCUUUGCAGUGAAUGGGUGCCGUCAGAAUGUGAGUCCAAACAGCUGAUAAAAACAUCACAAUAAUCCACACCACUCUGGUCCAUCAGUUAACAUCUUGUGAAGUGAAAAGAUGCAUGUUUGUUAGAAACAAAUCCAUUUUUAAGAUUUUUUUUACAUGUUUCUUCUGACUAAAAUAAGAGUCAUCUAUCUAUAAUAAUGCUUUCUACAGUGUGAAAGUCAUCUCAUCUGAAUAAGGAGAGAAAUCUGCUCAGGCCAAGCACCGUUUAUAAGAUACAGAUUUAAACAAAUAUUUUGGUGGAUUCUGAGAGGACAACAGAGGAUGGACUUUUUUUCACUGGAGGAAACAUUAUUAUGGACUCCUAUUAUGACCUGAAGCAAGAGUUUAAACACUUAUACAAACUGGAUUUGUCUCUUAAAAACAUGCAGCGUUUGGCUUCUCCAGAUGUUAAAUGAUGGACUGGAGUGGUGUGGAUUACUUCUGGAUUAUUGUGAUGUUUUUAUCUGACGGCACCUAU